Molecule: messenger RNA, 510 nt
Organism: Cajanus cajan (pigeon pea)
Lineage: Eukaryota; Viridiplantae; Streptophyta; Magnoliopsida; Fabales; Fabaceae
Product: secreted RxLR effector protein 161
Source: RefSeq, a predicted model, not a curated record
AUGGAUUAUUCCACUCGUUUGUCUACCACCACUGGUACCCCCUUAUCAGAUCCUUCUGCUUAUCGUAGAUUGAUUGGUCGCCUCAUCUAUCUCACCACAACACGCCCUGACAUCACUCAUGCAGUUCAUCAUCUGAGCCAAUUUAUUUCUGCUCCUACCACGGCUUAUUCACAGGCUGCCUUUCAUAUUUUGCGAUAUUUGAAACAAGCUUCUGGCUUGGGAAUUUUCUUAUCUGCAACCAGCUCUCUUCAACUAAAGGCGUUCAGUGAUUCAGAUUGGGUUGGUUGCCUUGACUCUCGACGUUCAAUCACUGGGUUCUCUGUUUAUAUUGGUGAUUCUCUCAUUUCCUGGCGUUCAAAGAAGCAACGCACUGUCUCUCGAAGUUCGUUUAAGGCUGAGUAUCGCGCACUUGCUGCCACCACUUGUGAACUUCAAUGGCUUGCUUAUCUUCUUGCUGAUCUUCGUGUUUCUCUUCAACGUCCGUCUCUUCUUUAUUGUGAUCAUCAAUAA